This is a messenger RNA of Protopolystoma xenopodis, 318 nucleotides long. The record is from the annotation of a GenBank genome assembly. NCBI's taxonomy places the organism in Eukaryota, Metazoa, Platyhelminthes, Monogenea, Polystomatidea, Polystomatidae.
GUUAUGGGUAGUCCGACCGAGGCAACCUGGCCUGGAGUCUCUAAGCUUCCGCAAUACAAUAGCCUACUUGGUCCAUCACCCGGCAGUGCUGAUUCUGGUACCGGUAGUGCCGGUGGAUUCUCAGGUACAGGGCUAUUGGGCAAUGGUGGGCCUUUAGGUUGCGGUUCCUCAGCCCGACUUCCCUCACUUGCCUCUUCGUCCGCCUCCACACCUGGAACUUCGUCGGGUGGCGGUUUAGGCGGAGGAGGAGCAAGUAGGGGGGCCUCAGAAGAAGCGGAUGCAGACGGUGGGUGCGUCUUCUCGACUGCUAGCUUAGAU